Messenger RNA from Budorcas taxicolor (takin), 1205 nucleotides. RefSeq names its product JAZF zinc finger 1 (gene JAZF1). Gene Ontology annotation, cellular component: nucleus. The transcript has 5 exons. Lineage: Eukaryota; Metazoa; Chordata; Mammalia; Artiodactyla; Bovidae. The coding region runs from base 1 to 732 and encodes 243 amino acids. The record is from RefSeq and is a predicted model, not a curated record.
AUGACAGGCAUCGCCGCCGCCUCCUUCUUCUCCAAUACCUGCCGGUUCGGGGGCUGCGGACUCCACUUCCCCACCCUGGCCGACCUCAUCGAGCACAUCGAGGACAACCACAUCGAUACAGAUCCACGUGUUUUAGAAAAACAAGAAUUACAGCAGCCAACCUAUGUUGCCCUCAGUUACAUUAAUAGAUUCAUGACGGACGCUGCCCGCCGAGAGCAGGAGUCUCUGAAGAAGAAGAUCCAGCCAAAGCUCUCGCUGACUUUGUCCAGCUCCGUGUCUCGAGGGAACGUGUCCACGCCACCUCGCCACAGUAGCGGAAGCCUUACUCCCCCAGUGACCCCGCCCAUCACCCCCUCCUCUUCAUUCCGCAGCAGCACCCCAACUGGCAGCGAGUACGACGAGGAGGAGGUGGAUUAUGAGGAGUCAGAUAGUGACGAGUCCUGGACCACAGAGAGUGCCAUCAGCUCUGAAGCCAUCCUCAGCUCCAUGUGCAUGAACGGAGGGGAGGAGAAGCCUUUUGCCUGCCCGGUUCCUGGAUGUAAAAAGAGAUACAAGAAUGUGAACGGCAUAAAGUACCAUGCUAAGAAUGGUCACAGAACACAGAUUCGUGUCCGUAAACCAUUCAAAUGUCGUUGUGGUAAGAGUUACAAGACAGCUCAGGGCCUGCGGCAUCACACAAUCAAUUUCCAUCCCCCGGUGUCGGCUGAGAUUAUCAGGAAGAUGCAGCAAUAACAUGCUGGUCGUAACUGUGCCAAGAAAUCCUCACCAGCAGUUGCUGAUUUUGAAAACAGCCACCUUUUUUCAGGGGAAGCAUUCAGCAACCCUUUAAAGAAUUACAUGCAUGCUUUAAAUUUUUUCUGUAAUUUUGGAAUGAUGUAUCUUUGUAGAGUUAAUGAUUUUGUACAUUUGCACAUGUAAUCAUCAUACCCAUUUUCAUUACUUUGAUAUAAGGUGCUAAACAAAACAAAAAGCUCUAGGUUCUUCAGCACAUUUUCCCCAAACCAAGAUUAAAACUGAGGGCAUGAUGCAUAUUGUUUAGUUGUAUUGCAGUGGUAUCAGCUGGGAGGGGGGAGGAGGGGCUAGCACUGAGGUUUUUGUUUCCCCCAAGAUUAUAAUGUGAUUGAAGUUUUCAACACAUCAACUCAUUGUGUUCAAAACCAAAAUAAUACCUUCAUUAUCCAACUGGUUACCAUGCCUUACAUAAU